This is a messenger RNA of Closterium sp. NIES-67, 2841 nucleotides long. The record is from the annotation of a GenBank genome assembly. NCBI's taxonomy places the organism in Eukaryota, Viridiplantae, Streptophyta, Zygnematophyceae, Desmidiales, Closteriaceae.
CGAGUGGAGGUUUGUUCGUGCAAGUGUAAUUACUCUGUCGUCGAGAUUGAGAUUAACUCCGUGUCGCUUCUGGCAUUCACUGACGACUGGUCGGAUCGUGAUUCGUGAUUCCUGACCUCGGACGUCUUAUCCUAUUCGUUUCUGCUGGCAAUCCCUGUGCGCCUGAAUUUUGAAAGAAAGAAAAAGCUUCGCCACAGCAGCUCCUCAUGGCGCCGGUUCAGCCGCGAUCCGCGCUGCAUAAUCCGCCGCAUCCGCCGCCGCAAUCGGCGCCGCAGCGCGCGCUGCAGCUGGACCAACAGUCGACGAUGGACCUAACCCUGACGGUGCUCCAGCGGAUGGACCCCGCCGUCGCGGAGAUCUUGCUGACGGUCGGCCACGUCACGGUGUACGAGUUUGACGUGGCGGCCUCCUCAUGGACACGAAAGGACGUGGAAGGAUCCCUGUUUGUCGUCAAACGCAAGGAGCAGCCUCGCUUCCAAUUCAUAGUCAUGAAUCGCAGAGCGCCAGAUAACCUGAUCGAGGACUUGUUGGGGGACCUAGAGUACGAGGUGCAGCCGCCGUACAUCCUGUAUCGCAACAGGGGCGGCGAAGUGAACGGAAUCUGGUUCUACUCGCUCAAGGAGUGCCACGAUGCCGCCACCCUCUUCUCGCGCAUCCUCAACACCUUCUCCCGCCACACCCACGCGCCCAAGAAGCCCCUCGUGCCCUCCAAUAGCCCUGAGUAUUCCGAGCUCGAAGCCGUCCCCUCAGCCGACAUGGUGGACGGCCCUCUGGAGCCCAGCACGCCACAGGAGCAGCAGCAAGCCUCGUUCUUUGACGGGCCGCAACAACCACUGGACCCCGCCGCACUGCACAUUCUGAACGCGCCUCUGGAGUCCGUCUCCUCAGCAGCAGACGGUGUAAACGGGCCUCUUGAACCCGGCGCGUCCCAAGAGCACCUCGCUUUUGCCCCCCUCCCUCCCUCCGCCUCUCUCCCCCUCCCUCCUCCCUCUUCUCGCCCCCCCCCUUUUCAAGACGCGCGUUCUACCUCCGCCCCCGUGCCCCCCUCCCUGCUCUGCACCCUGCUCCCGUCCCUCUCCGCAACACAAGAGAGCUUUAUCCCCCCUCAAAACCCACCUCUCUCCGGAACACCAGAGCCGCAGCUGACCCCACUCCCGCUGCUGCAGGGCCAGCAACAGCAGGAGAAUGGGUUGAGGCAGCAAGAGGGGCAGCAGCAGUCGCAGCAGCAGACGCAGGGGCAGGGGCAGGGGCAGGAGAAGGGGGGGGGGCAGGGGCAGGGACAAGGGCGGGGUGUGGUGGUGAGUGAACAGAUGCAGGCACUGAUGGAUCUGCAGGCAAUGCUGCAUAUUCAGCCAGCAACAGCAGCAAUUAUGCCCACAGCAGCAGCAAUCCCAGCAAUGGAAGGGCAAGGGACACGUGCGCUACAACCACCACCACCUUCCGCUACAGCCCUGCUAUCUCACCCUCCUCUGUCUUCCAUCUCAACUCCUGCUCUCCUGAAGCCCUCUUUCUUCUCAGCCUCCCCUCCUUCCGCCCCUUCUGCGUCCGCCGCACCAACAGCAGCACAGCCGCCGCCACUGCCGCCACUGGCAGCAUUACCACUGGCACUGCCAGCGCUACAGCCGCCACUGGCGCCACUGCCAGCGCUACAGCCACCACUGCCACCACUGCCAGCGCUACAGCCACCAGGUGCUCCUCCGCCUUCUCUCCCCUCUCACAUUCCCUUUCCCACUCCUUCUUUUGAGUCGACUCAAAAGCUUUCAGCACUACCACCACCAGGUGCUCCUCCGCCUCCUCUCCCCUCUCACAUUCCCUUUCUCACUCCUUCCGCCCUCGCCUCCUCACUCCUCUCCUCCUCCUCUGCCUCCCCCUCUCAGUCCACUCUCUCCUCUGCAGCUUUAACCACCAGCAGCAGCAGCAGCAGCCAUUUUCAGGUGCCUGCUCACUUCAUGCUGCCACUCCCUUCCACUGCUCCCUUCCCUCCCCUACCUCCUCUCCCCUCUUCUGCUACUGCUUGCCACCUCCUAGAGAAAGGAACAGAAGUCCAAGGAGAGAGAGGAGGAGAGGGAGCAGGGGAGGCAGGCGAAGGGGGGUCUGCACCCACACUGUCAGCAGCAGCCGAGACAGGAAGGGAGAGCGAGCAGGAUAGUGGGCGUGAGGGUGAAACCGAGAGGGUAUCAGGUAGUGAGAGCGAGCGCAUGUCCCGGGCUCUAGCAGCGCUCCUGCAGCCCACCCAUGGGGCUCCCAUGCUGCAACCAUUUCCCCCGCCCGCCCCGCCCCCUUCCCUCGCCUCCCCGGUCCCUCCUCUCGCCCCCCCUCCCUCCGUACCUGCAUCUGCUUCUGCGUCUGCUUCUGCCUCUGCUGCUGCUGCUGCUGCUGUUGGUUCUGGGCUAUUCCUGCAAGGGGAGAGAGGAGGGGAGGGCGUGACGGUGGUGGUGACAAAGGAAGGGCUCAAAGCUGCACUGCUCAGACUGGUGCAGAAUGACAGCUUCAUUGACAUGCUCUUUCAAGAGCUUUCUCUUGCACACUCAACCCCUUAAUGACCCUGCUGACUUGAAAGCAAGUUGCAUGCUUAGGCGUGUUGAAAUGCCUCAAGGCAUGUGUUUUCGUGACUUUGGCUAGCUACACGCACAUUUAAGCAUAGCUAGUAGUCGUCUCACCCUGUCACGUGGGCAAAAUCAAUGCCCUUUGUAGCACACUCGUUAGGACCUUUCUCUCACAGCCCAUACCAACUUACUGUCAAACACAUUUGUGUAUGGUGUUGUAGACCAUAUAGGGUUGUGCCUUAGAAAGUACAGCCCCCUAGGUUAUAAUGCCUUGUACUCUCACAUUCUAGUCAUU